AAAUGAAUUUGUUUUAAUGAUUCUCAGCAACCGCAUUUAUCACCUGUUGUUACUAGAGAGAAAAAUGUCAUCAGACAACCAGUGGUCAGCAGAUGAGGAUGAAGGCCAGCUAUCUCGACUGAUCAGGAAAUUGAAAGACUCCCCCUUUGUCCCUAUAGGGAGAGCAGGAUUUGUUUCUGUGGUGUCCUAUGGUCUUUCUAAGUUAAAGUAUAGAACAGAUCAGAAAAUGUCCGUUCUUAUACACAUGAGAGUUGCUGCCCAAGGAGUUAUUGUAGGAGCUGUGACUCUAACCUCUGUUCUCUGUUCUAUGAGUGAGGAUCCCAUUAGGCCUCUAUUCUUCAGCGUGUCAAAGAAAUGAAUCUG
Messenger RNA from Nycticebus coucang (slow loris), 363 nucleotides. RefSeq names its product HIG1 hypoxia inducible domain family member 1C (gene HIGD1C). Gene Ontology annotation, biological process: mitochondrial respirasome assembly. NCBI's taxonomy places the organism in Eukaryota, Metazoa, Chordata, Mammalia, Primates, Lorisidae. Gene Ontology annotation, cellular component: mitochondrion. The record is from RefSeq and is a predicted model, not a curated record.